Molecule: messenger RNA, 1275 nt
Organism: Pristis pectinata (smalltooth sawfish)
Lineage: Eukaryota; Metazoa; Chordata; Chondrichthyes; Rhinopristiformes; Pristidae
Gene: rxfp3
Product: relaxin family peptide receptor 3
Exons: 1
Coding region: 1-1275 (424 amino acids)
Biological process (GO): immune response; G protein-coupled receptor signaling pathway
Cellular component (GO): membrane
Molecular function (GO): G protein-coupled receptor activity
Source: RefSeq, a predicted model, not a curated record
AUGGAUGCCAAUUUCAUCCCAAGCAACCAGUCGGCCGCUCUGGAGGGGGUUCUGAUAGACAGGGACAGAAAAGAGAUGCUUCCCAAUUACUUCCUGGAGAAACUUUUGGUGCUCGACAAAAGCAACCAGUCUCUGCACGAGUUGCUGAAGUAUUUUGACGGGGACGAGCAAGGCAUCAUUGGGAGUGGUUCCCCCGCCAUGCGGAUCACCAUCUCCAUCGUUUACUCCAUGGUGUGCGCCUUGGGGCUGGUGGGCAACGUGCUGGUUCUUUACCUGAUGAAGAGCAGGCAAGAAUGGAAGAAGUCCUCCAUCAACCUGUUCGUGACUAGCUUGGCAGUGACGGAUUUCCAGUUCGUCUUGACUCUUCCAUUCUGGGCAGUGGAUACUGCCCUGGACUUCAGCUGGCCCUUUGGAAAAACAAUGUGCAAGAUUGUCACCUCGGUCACCACAAUGAAUAUGUACGCCAGCGUUUUUUUCCUGACCGCUAUGAGCAUUGCUAGAUACUGGUCAGUGGCGUCGGCACUGAAGCCAAGGAGGAGAUUUUCCGGAUGCUCCGCUAAGUGGAUCAGUGUCCUGAUCUGGAUUUCGGCGAUCUUGGCUAUCACACCCCAAGCGGUAUUUUCCACAACCAAGACGUUCUUUAACGAAGAGUUCUGCUUGCUUAAGUUUCCGGAACAUAACGGCUCCACACAGUUCUGGCUUGGCGUGUACCACAUUCAAAAGAUCUUGCUCGGUUUCGUUGUCCCAUUUAUCGUUAUCACCGUCUGCUACCUGCUCCUUCUCCGUUACGUAACCAAGAAGAACAUCGGCAGCUCCAGCACCAAGAGAUCGAAAGUGACCAAGUCGGUCAAGAUCGUUGUCCUUUCCUUCUUCAUCUGCUGGCUUCCUAAUCAAGCCUUGACCUUUUGGGGUGUUCUGAUCAAGCUCAACGUCCUUCACUUCAGCAACGAAUACUACAACACGCAUUCCUACAUCUUCCCCAUCACCAUCUGCCUGGCUCACACCAACAGCUGCUUGAACCCUGUUUUGUACUGCCUGAUGAGGAGAGAGUUUAGGAAGGCGUUGAAGGGCAUGUUUUGGAGGGUGACCUCGCCGACCAUUAUAAACAUGCGUCCUUUCACAGCCACCGCCAAGCCAGAGCAAGAAGAUCAGAGACAUGUCAUAAUUCCAAUAAACUCGGUGCCGCCAGAGAUUUCGUACUACCCGCCAGGGGUUGUAAUGCAUAAUAGUCAAUAUGACAUCUUGCCAGCCAGCUCUGCGGAGCGCCGAUAUUAG